Molecule: messenger RNA, 3632 nt
Organism: Daldinia caldariorum
Lineage: Eukaryota; Fungi; Ascomycota; Sordariomycetes; Xylariales; Hypoxylaceae
Product: SPX domain-containing protein
Exons: 7
Coding region: 420-3476 (1018 amino acids)
Biological process (GO): glycerophospholipid catabolic process
Molecular function (GO): glycerophosphocholine phosphodiesterase activity; protein binding
Source: RefSeq, a predicted model, not a curated record
CACACCGGCUACACUUAUUAGGUCCGAGGCCCUCAUUCUUAUUACAUCAAUCUAGCCUAACCCGGACUCCUUUAUGCAGCAUUCCGAAGUAGCGGCUGAUACCUAGAAGCUGCAGGUUGGGCGGGAAUUCUGCUCAUGAGCUUGCGCCCUACUGGAACUCUCCCCUCUCCUCAACUUGCCACAUACCCGGAGCUUUAGUUCGUCUGAUGUUACUUUAUCCCUGGCUAUCGAAUUCGGUUUUCCGUUUAUCUCUAGGUCGACUCUCCCGUCCCUAGUACAACCGCUCCCCUGCAUUUGGUUACACGCGGGAAAUAGCCGUUUAAGUCAUAUCCAUUGAGACAUUCCUUCUCUACUGGCCCCGAGGCAUCUAUCUAAGUAAACAGCCCUCGCAGGCUGGUUGCAGGCGCCUCUGCCGCACCAUGAAGUUCGGUAAGCAAAUCCAGAAGCGCCAGCUUGAAGUGCCGGAAUAUGCUGCCAGCUUCGUGAAUUACAAGGCGCUCAAAAAGCUCAUCAAGAAGCUCUCUGCUACCCCGACUCUGAGCGCCCAAAAUGAUCCUCGCUUUACUCCCACACCGGUGGACACCCAACUUGCCUUGCAAGCGAACAAAGCCAAGUUCUUCUUCCAACUGGAACGAGAGCUCGAGAAGGUCAAUGUAUUUUACCUUCAGAAGGAAGCUGAACUGAAAGUCCGGCUUAAAACAUUACUGGAUAAGAAGAAAGUUCUGCAGUCCCGCCAAGGUGUAUCUAGACGGUCAGCCAAAUUCACAACGUUGGAAGAAGGGUUUCAGCAAUUUGCAAACGACCUGAAUAAACUUCAGCAGUUUGUUGAGAUAAAUGGGACUGCCUUUUCGAAGAUACUCAAAAAGUGGGAUAAGACCUCAAAGUCUAAGACUAAAGAGCUAUAUCUCUCCCGUGCUGUGGAAGUACAGCCAUUCUUCAAUGCCACGGUCAUCAGCGAACUUUCGGACCAAGCAACAACUAGCUUACAAGAGCUCGGGGCAUGGGCAGACGGGGAUCAUGUUCCAUUUGAAGCUCGGUCGGAACAUAUGGUGAGUAGCCAACACCUACUUGGAACAGAUGAAGGCGAUGCAGAUAGUCUAUUACUCGACACAGCCAUCAGCGGUAAUCUAGAGUCUCUGAGAGAUCUUGUGUCCAAAAUGAGAGCUGGUUCCAGUGCGCCAUCGGGGAGAGACAUCUCCUUGAUGGAAAGAGUAACUCGGACCUUUCUCGCUGCCAUCCACGAGGCACCGCAAGCUUCUCUGGAAGUCCUAUUGGAGACUGGGCUCGUUGACAUCCGAUCUGAAGAUGAUAUCAACGAGCGAAACUGCCUUCACCAAGCUACUAUCUACGGGAAUUCGUUUGUCCUGAAUGUCGGCCUUGCAGAAGGAGUCGAGGUUAGCAGAACAGACGUCUAUGGGCGCGUGCCACUGCACUACGCAAGCAUGCACGGGAGAUUGGACAUGCUUGAGCAGCUUCUCCAAGCCGAUCCAACAACAAUCGACCUGAUAGACCAUGACAAUUUUACGCCGUUAAUCCACGCUAUCAUCCACGGCCACAUCACUUGUGUGCACCGACUUCUCUCAGCUUCCUCCCGCUUAGACCCAAAGUCAGAGACGGACCAUAUACCACUGAAUCUCGCCUGCGAACAUGGGUCACUUGAUAUAGUUAAGCUCCUCCUGGAGCACGGUGCCCAGAUACUUCCUGAUGCCGAAGGAUUGUACCCGCAACAUCUUGUGGCUCGGUCGGGCCAGACACCUCAGCUACUUCGGUUGUUGCAGAGCUACGGCGCCGACUUGGACCAAAUUGACAAGCUUUACGGUUGGACGCCACUCGUACAUGCGGCAAGCGAAGGCAACGUGCCUUGCUUAGAAGAGCUGCUGAAUGUGGGCGUUGACCCGAAUAUAGUUGAUGAGAAAGAUUUGCCUGCGAUGUACUAUGCGGCGUGGGAAGGGCAUCUAGAAUGCAUACAAAAGCUUACGCCUUAUCAAAAGGGUAAAGCAGAAAGUCCACUGACGAUGCAAGCGACGGGUCCUCUCCUUGCCCCGAUGGGAAGUGGAAAUUCCCCUAUCCCUAUGUCUCUCGAUGCUGAUGCCAUUCCAAUCCUCGAGCUUCCACCGCCUAUAAUACCUCUAAGACGCUACGGCCAUAACUUUCUCGAUACGAAAACCGUAAUUCAAAUUAGCUUCCAGGAGGAGGGAGAGCACCCCUUGGUUUUCUUCCAUGACAGCAAAUACCCAGCCGCUCGACUAACCAUCUCCUCCAAAAUAUCCGACCUCAUCCCGAAGAAUAUCAUGCUACCCUUUCAGGAAGACACCCGGCUUGUAUCAUUCCAAGUCGACAAUCUUGAUACCUUUACCCUUGAUUUUGACGUUUUUCCUACUUACGGCGCGAAAAUAAUUGCAAAGACGGUUGCUCUUCCAAAUACGUUUCGGGCUUCUUGGAGCAGCUCAGGGAAAUGCUGUCUACCGUUGUUUGACCCUAGGCUUCGGGCUAUUGGCCAGAUCACGUUCAAUACUCAAGUCAUCAAGCCUUUCCAAGGCACUCCAUUGGAGAUCGCAGAUUUCGAGACUUACUGGAAGGCGACGAGUCAGCUAGAUCAAAACCCAACUAUGUUUGUCACUGGUUCGAGCUUGUCUGGUGACUUUGUUCAGCUAUAUGUUCAACAUACAAGCGAUGGUAUCCCCGUUGUAUGGCCGCGGUGGGUGAUACAAUGCGGCGGUAUUGAUGUAUCCAUCUCACGACUAUCAUACGAGCAAUUCUCUACGGUUACAGCGUCGAAUUUCGGUCGAAAUCAACUUCACAUGAUACCGUCGCACGGCCUCGAUAACAUUGCUGAGGUUCACCGAGCUUUGAACACCGCAGGAGUUUCUUUGGAGCAAGCCCUCUCUUUGCUCCCUAAUUCGAUGCACGUUGACCUGCAGAUUAUCUACCCGUCGGAAGAAGAGGAAAGAAAGCUCGGAUUAGGACCGACUGUGAACGUAAACAGCUUUGUAGAUUCUAUACUAACUGUAGUAUUUGACCACGCGAGGGAACAACGAGCGCAGACGAUGUCGGCCCCUGAUACUGUUAGGUCGGUGGUUUUCAGUUCUUACAACCCGACGAUCUGUACAACAUUGAACUGGAAGCAACCUAACUUUCCCGUUUUCCUAUGCAAUGAUCUUGGCCGGGAAGACGUUAUGUUGUCGCCGAGUGUGAUUCAGAGCAGUGGGCGAAGGAGGUUUUCGGUUAAAGAGACGGUGAGGAUAGCGCAGAGCAACAACUUUAUGGGGCUUGUCUGUUGUUCUCGACUAUUGAACAUGGUCCCUGCGCUCGUGGAUGCGAUAAAAUCGCAUGGGUUAGCGUUGGUAGUAGACAAAUCGGCCGAGCAGGCGACGGAGUCGCAUAUGCCUACCGAUGCCUUGCCCGUUCCUAAGGGAGUUGACGGCAUAUUGAAGGGUAAUGGGGUCUUGAGAUUCAAUGAGUCUAUAGAUGUAUAGACAAAAACUAUGGUUGGAAUUACAUGUUGGUGGUCGUGGGGCUAUUCCUUCGUCCCCUUUGGGAGGUUUUUUUUUAUUUUUUUUAUUUUUUUAUUCUUUUCUUUUAUAAAAAGAUAUAUAUAUAUAUAUAAGGAUGGGCUGCAGAGCUCGGCUUUA